Molecule: messenger RNA, 5564 nt
Organism: Silurus meridionalis
Lineage: Eukaryota; Metazoa; Chordata; Actinopteri; Siluriformes; Siluridae
Gene: c5
Product: complement component 5
Exons: 43
Coding region: 33-5357 (1774 amino acids)
Cellular component (GO): extracellular region
Molecular function (GO): protein binding; endopeptidase inhibitor activity
Source: RefSeq, a predicted model, not a curated record
UAUCUUUCUCUCAGUGGAUCUAAGCGAGCACAAUGAAGGGUCUUUUAUUUGUGCUCUGUGUUAUAUAUGUGUUGUCAGAGACUGAAGCUCAGGAUAAAACGUACCUCAUUACAGCACCCAAAGUUCUGAGAGUUGAUGCGUCUGAGAAUGUGGUGGUGCAGUUGUUUGGCUAUAAUGAAGAAACCAAAGUAACCCUUAAACUUAAAGAAAAUCUGGCAACUGACGAAACUUAUGCAAAUCAAAUUGUGACACUCAACGCCAACAAUAAUUAUCAAGAGAAAGCUACUCUGCGGGUUUUCCCAAACAUUGAUCAAAAGAUCACUAGUCUCUACCUGCAGGCCCUAUCUCCUACCUUCAGCAAUGCCAUAAAAAUACCAAUCAUUCACAAAAAUGGUUUUCUCUUCAUCCAGACUGAUAAACCACUAUACACCCCGGAACAGGAAGUUGAGGUGCGAGUGUACUCUUUGAAUGAAGAGCUGAGAAUGACUGGCAGACCUGUUUUUCUCACGUUCAGGGACCCAAAUGGCUUUAAAGUGGAAGUUAUCGAGAUAAAUGACAUCAUUGGUGUGAAACCAAUAGUUCCACCAUUCAAAGUACCUGCGAAACCUGAUUUAGGGGUCUGGAAAAUUGAAGCAAAUUAUGUUACUAACUUCACUACAACUGCCGUGACUGAAUUCGAGGUCAAAGAAUAUGUAUUGCCCAGCAUCUCAGUCCGCAUCCAGCCAGAAAAGAACUACGUUAGCAUAGCAAAUGUUGAGGCCUUCAAACUGAAGAUAUUUGCCAACUAUGUCAGUGGGAAACUAGUUAAAUCAGCUGAUGUCUACAUACAUUUUGGAUACAUCAGCAAAAAAGAAGUGGUCAUGAUAUCAAAAUCAUUGAGACACUAUCAGUUGAAUAAUGGUCAAGUGGAGAUUGUGUUAAACAUCAAGCACGCUCUGUCGGAGCUUGGAUCUGGGUCUAUGGACAUACAGAAUAUGAACGAUCAUUACCUCCGCGUGGUUGUUUUGCUAAAGGAGUCUACUGGUGGAAUCUCUCAGGAAGCAGUUCUGUCCAACAUACAGUUUGUUCAUUCUCCGUUUACCCUGAGUUUGAUUGCGACGCCUCCUUUCAUCAAGCCUUAUUUACCAUACAACAUCAGAGUUUUGGUGAGGGACCCACUCGGUAAACCAGCCAAAGGUAUACCAGUAAUAGCAAGAGCAAUUAUAAAAAAGGCAAACCGUGAACAGGAACAGCUCAAAUUCAGCGGAACUGGAAAUCAAAACGAAAUCAUGCAGUCAUCCAAUAAUGAUGGUGUUGCAUAUUUUAUUUGCAAUAUUCCAUAUUAUGCUGAACAAGCAGACUUUACUUUUCAAACAAAUGAUCCUACAUAUCCACAAGAAAACCAGGCUCAGCUUAAACUCAACACUGUGACUUACAAAUCUGUCAAUCAACGCUACCUGUAUAUCAAUUUACCUGCACACACCACUAUAUUUAACGUAGGUGAAUAUGCCUAUAUCAACAUCAACUUUCACUAUCAGGCCUAUCUUCCAAUGAAAAUCUUCAGUUACCAGAUCAUCUCGAAGGGGAAAGUGGUAAAGUAUGCCACAGAACGGCGGGUAGCUGAUACAGUUCAGGCAAUCAACUUUAAAGUGACAUCUGAUAUGGUGCCAUCUGCACGACUGGUGGUCUACUACAUCCUUACUGGCGAGCAGAGAGCUGAACUGGUGUCAGAUUCUGUGUGGUUCGAUGUGAAGGCCAAAUGUGUCAACGAUUUAGAUGUAAAGCUGGAAGUUGACAGUAAUUCAUACAAACCUAAUGACAAACUUAUGCUGUCAAUAAAGACUCAAAGCAUGAAUGAAAGGUCCCUGGUGGCGCUCUCAGCUGUAGAUACAGCACUGUACAACAUCAGAAGCAAUGAGGGAGAUCCAUUAAACAAGGUACUGAACCAUUUAGAAAAGACUGACCUGGGUUGUGGAGGAGGAGGAGGCAGAAAUAACGCUGAUGUUUUCAGCCGUGCUGGAUUGACUUUUAUUACAAAUGCGAAUGUCGAGCCCUUUAGCACAGAUGAGGCCUGUUCAGCUGUGGUCAGAGCCAAACGCUCCACUCUUUCAGACGAUGAGAUAGACAACUAUGCCAACAAAUACAAAAAAUUCAAACCAUGCUGCCUGAAGGGAAUUUCAUCCAUCUUGGGACUAGAUACCUGCCGUUCCGCAGCCACAGUUUCAAGCCCAAAUAAGCAUUGCAAGAAAGCUUUUUAUGAAUGCUGUAUCUAUUUCGAAAAGCAAUGGGACAAAAAAGGUCCGUUCCUUCUUCAUUCUCCAGGGAUUGGAUUUGACCUGACUGACCGGAAAAAGCGCUCUGCCCUCUCUAACCAUGAAAAGUUUGAGGAAUUUGCUAAUAGAUUUGGACCUUUAAAAAAAUGUUGCCAGGCUGGGUUUGACAGUAACCCGAUUAUGGAGACUUGUGAGGACCGUACCAAAAAAAUACGGAAGAAUAAAAAGCCGUGUAAGGAUGCAUUCCUUAAAUGUUGCAAAUAUGCCGAACAGCAGCUUGAUCAAACUGUUGGUGUCACCCUUGCUCGUUCAGAGAUUGAGUUUUUGAUGGGUGAGAAGAUAGACCAGGUUCGCAGCUACUUCCCAGAAAGCUGGUUGUGGGAAGAACAUGAAAUUGAGAAAUCUGGAUUGGCGCAGGUCAGUAAAACUCUUCCUGAUUCUCUGACUACGUGGGAGGUCAAGGCUGUUGGGAUGUUCAGCAAAGGAAUAUGUGUCGCAGAUUCCCUGCAAGUGCCAGUUCAGCAGUCAGUGUAUAUUGAUGUGCCUCUGCCUUACUCCAUAAUGCGAGGGGAGCAGAUUGAACUCAGGGGCUCAGUAUACAAUGAUUAUAAUUCAGAUACAACAUACACUGUAACUAUGUCAGCACCAGAGGGUGUGUGCAUAUUUCAAGGAACUCUUCUAAAAGAUGAACGUCACAAACAAUUAAACAAAGGCACAGUUGAAAGCCGAUCCGUAGUCCUUGUCCAGUUCUUCAUCAUGGCAUUAGAAGCGGGCAAUCAUGAGCUCAGAUUCACUCUUAGAACCAAGUGGGGAAGUGACACACUGGUGAAGACACUGAAAGUAGUGCCAGAGGGCAUUAGAAAAGAUGAAAUGAUUGGAAAAAGACUUGAUCCAAAUGGUAUCUAUGGUAACCCUGUGACAGUUAUUGAGCUCAAAAACGGCCUUCCUCUAAAGACUGUGCCAAAGUCCCCUGUGGAGCGUGAACUAACAGUAAACGGUGACCUGCUAGGAGAGAUGUUGUCAAUCAUUGUAAACCCAAAAGGGCUCAUGCAGUUGAUUAACCUGCCAGGUGGCAGUGGAGAGGCGGAGCUUGUGUCCAUUCUUCCAGUCUUCUAUGUGUAUAAAUAUAUUGAUGGAACCGAUCAGUGGGGAAAAUUGGGCGAAUAUGGAAACAAACUUGUUCUAAAGAGAAGGUUAAACAAUGGUCUCACCAGCAUUAUGUCAUUUAAGACAAAAUAUGCAAACAGUUUCACGAUGUUCAAAAACAAAGAAGCCAGCACAUGGCUGACUGCUAUGGUGGUGAAGACUCUGGCUUCUGUGUACAGUCUUGCUGAUGUGGAUCUUGAUGUGCUAUCUGGUAGUAUCCGCUGGCUGAUUAAAGACUGUCAGAAUUCUGAUGGCUCCUUUAAGGAGCUGUCCAGCUACAAGCCUGUAAAACUCAUGGGUGCCGGGGCAGAUGCAACAGAACAGUCUGUGUAUCUCACAUCGUUUGUAAUAAUUGGAAUCAAUAGUGCCUUGUCAGUUCCCAAGUCCAACUUACAGGAGUUUUUAGAUGCUGUGCAGCUCGCAGUAGAGUACUUGUUAUCCAAUGUGGCAAAAGUGAAAAGUCAGUAUGUGAGGUCCAUCGCAGCGUACGCCAUGGGCCAGGUUAACAGGAGCCAACAACCUGUAGUCGCACUCUAUGAAAAGCUUAAAGCAGAGUCGCAAGUUAAAGGAAGCCCUGCAAUUUAUCGUUUUUGGGAUGAGAAUAAAGCUAGUCAGGACCCACUGAAGCCAAACAAGGUCUCUGCACUAUCAGUGGAGACCACUGUUUAUAUGCUGCUGAACUGUUUAGACAGAAAAGAAUUACUGUAUUGCAAACCAAUCAUCCAGUGGCUCACUGAGGAUCAAAGAUAUGGAGGAGGUUUCCAUUCAACUCAGGACACUAUCCUAACACUGGAGGCUUUGACCAAGUAUAGUAUUUUAAGUCAUAGAGCUGCUUUACAAAUGGAAAUUGACGUGUCAUACAGGAAGAAAGGCAGAAUAAGCCGUGUUAGUCUGACCCAGACUAAACCUGUGGGCAAACGCAUGGCGAUUGAACAUGCCGAUGACCUCAUUCUGAAAACAGGAUUCGGCACAGGGGUGUCAUUUGCAAGUUUAAGAACAGUGUUUUAUGAAACAACGGAGAACAAUGAUAAUUGCCACUUCGACAUAACAAUAAAAAUUGAGCCCCGGGAGCCGUCUUCUAAAGAUCCUAUGCGUCUCUCACCACGUUUAGUUGCCUGUGCCAAAUAUAAACCAAUUGAAAAUGAGUAUUCGCUCGAGGCAGGUCACACAGUAAUGGAAAUUAACCUACCCACUGGUGUGAGCCCAGUCGAAGAGGACCUAAAAAAGUUUAGGGAUGGAUUCGAGAGCCGUAUUUCUGACUAUGAGAUAAAAGGCAGCCAAGUGAUUCUUCAAAUGGAUUUUAUCCCCUCUGAUGAAUACUACUGUUUGGGCUUCCGGAUUCAAGACGUGUUUCGAACUGGCAUGACCACCGGCUCUGUGUUUAAAGUGUAUGAGUUUCAUGAUCCAGACAGUCAAUGUAUAAAGUUCUACAACAUGGAGACUAAGAGGCUUCUCCGUCUCUGUGAGGGAGACAAGUGUCAGUGCAUGGCAGCUGAAUGUUGCACUUUUAAGGCCAACAUUGAUCCUACUCUUAGUAGCAGUAAACUACAUCGUGAAGUCUGCAAAGCCAACAUUAACUAUGGUUUAAAAGUAAAAAUAAUAUCAUCUGAAGAAGAAGGGGAUUUUUUGACAUACAAAGCAAGUUUGGAAACAGUUAUUGAAACAGGGGCUUAUGGAUUUUCAAAAGAGAGAACACCUGAGGUCUACUUUGUAAUGAAGGCCACUUGCACCUCAACGAAUUUAGAAAUCGGCAAACAGUACCUGAUCACGGGCAAAGAGAUCAUGCAGCUUCGAGAAAACCGAAGUUACAAGUACAAAUUCCCGCUGGAUUCGCAAGCUACAGUGCAGUUGUGGCCCACGGAUUCGGAAUGUCAGUCAAGUUCUUGCAAACAAUAUACCAAUGCUUUAGAAGCUUUUGAACUUGACUAUAUUUCUGAUGGCUGCAUUGGCAUUGUUUGACAUUUAUAACAUCUGUAUUUUCAUAUUUUCUGGAACAUUUUGACAGAUACAUAUAUUUCUAUAUACAACCUACCAUAACAGUUCCUGUUUUGUAAGAGCUAUGAAAAUACAAUGUCCUGUAAUUUUCAUAAAUCGUUUUACCCAUCAUAUAUGAAACAAUCUACAUAGUCAUUGGAAUAACAAUAAACUUAUCAACAACAUAAUAAA